This is a messenger RNA of Anoplophora glabripennis (Asian longhorned beetle), 1306 nucleotides long. Its product is annotated as UPF0160 protein. The record is from RefSeq and is a predicted model, not a curated record. NCBI's taxonomy places the organism in Eukaryota, Metazoa, Arthropoda, Insecta, Coleoptera, Cerambycidae. Gene Ontology annotation, cellular component: nucleus; cytoplasm. The coding region runs from base 37 to 1170 and encodes 377 amino acids. The transcript has 6 exons.
ACUUCAUUUUGCAUCUGAAAUAAAGUUAGGUUAUGCAUGGAUGAGCUUAUGGCUUUGAGUAAUAAUCUUUUGAAACUCUCAACUGCCACGGCGUCUACGGUGUGGAGAGGAUUCGCUACGAUGGCAACAAACUGUAAAACACCGCGUUUAAUAAGGAAAAUAGGAACACACAACGGUGUUUUUCACUGCGAUGAAGCGCUGGCGUGCUACAUGUUGAAACAGCUACCUGAUUACAGGGAUGCUCAGAUAAUACGAACCAGAGAUCCAAGCAUUUUAGAACAAUGUGAUGUAGUAGUGGACGUUGGGGGAGAAUAUAACCCGAAGACACACCGUUACGAUCACCACCAAAGAGGUUUCGAACACAGCUUAAGCACCGUCCGACCUGACUUGACCAAAAAUAAACACAUCAAGUUAAGUUCGGCUGGUCUAGUGUAUGCACAUUUCGGUUUGGAGGUGUUAUCGUCUAUAUUGAAUGACGAAACUCGUGCUACCACAAGUGAAUGCUUACGUUGCGUGUACCUGUUUAUUUACGAGGGUUUUGUAGAGGAACUGGAUGCCAUCGACAACGGAAUCCCCAUGUAUAGCGAAGGUAAACCCAGGUACAAAAUAAGUACGCAUUUGAGUGCAAGAGUUCACAGAUUGAACCCGGAGUGGAACGCUGAAAAUCCCGAAUCUACCGACGAGUUAUUCUACAAGGCGAUGGAUUUAGUCGGCAGUGAAUUUAAGGAGAGGGUUUUAGAAGUGAGUGCAGCUGCGAACAUUUGGUGGCCCGCUAGGGAAAUCGUGAGAAAAGCCAUAGAAACGAGGACGCAGGUGCAUAAGUCCGGGGAAAUAAUACUGCUCACGGAGAGGUGUCCGUGGAAGGAUCACCUGCAGUCGUUGGAGGAGGAGAUGGGGAUCUCGGGGGAAAUAAAAUUCUGCAUAUUUCACGACAAGGGCGAUUCAUGGAGGGUGCAGGGCAUCCCCAUUCAACCCGAUAGCUUCAUAUGCAGAGUGUUUCUGCACAAGGACUGGCGAGGCGUUAGGGACGAACAGCUCAGCAGCAUCGCAGGCAUUGAAGGCUGCAUAUUCUGCCACUCUACGGGUUUCAUCGGUGGUAGUAAAACGAAAGCAGGUGCUCUCGAGAUGGCCCUGAAGAGCUUGAAGGCUGCGUUGGUUGACAGGGAAUAAAUAUGUUUGUGAUUCCUUGAGUAAUUUGGACAAUUUCAUAACCUUCGAAUCUGAAUAUAGAUAAUUUUUUUGGAAUUGCCCUAGAAAGAACAUAAUUGCUUUGUCACGUCUUAAUUUUAUUAAACGAUAAGAACAA